Messenger RNA from Hylaeus volcanicus, 715 nucleotides. It is a transcript of the gene ubl, whose product is annotated as ubiquitin-like protein 5. The transcript has 4 exons. The coding region runs from base 282 to 503 and encodes 73 amino acids. Gene Ontology annotation, biological process: protein modification process; mRNA splicing, via spliceosome. The record is from RefSeq and is a predicted model, not a curated record. Gene Ontology annotation, cellular component: cytoplasm; nucleus. Gene Ontology annotation, molecular function: protein tag activity; protein binding. Lineage: Eukaryota; Metazoa; Arthropoda; Insecta; Hymenoptera; Colletidae.
GGCAGAACUUAUUACAAGACUCUACGAAUGUGUUCUCUCGUAUAUUUAUUACUUCCCGUAAUUAUCGUAUAUUCUUUGAGUCUGAAAUAUUUAAAAAUAUAAAACGCAAAGUUCGCGUUUCACCUCCAUCGGUUGUAAGAGAAAUCGAUAAGACGAUUUUGAACUUUGAAGUUAUUUUGCUAUAAAACUGAAUCGACGUGUGGUAUCCUUCUGUAAAAGAGCGGAUCAGGAAGACUUAUUCCUCGGCAACUUUAAUAUAACGAUACGUUUCGAAAGGAAACAUGUUAGAAAUAACGUGUAACGACCGUCUUGGGAAAAAAGUCAGAGUUAAAUGUAAUCCAGACGACACGAUAGGCGAUUUAAAAAAAUUGAUAGCUGCUCAAACAGGGACACAUUGGGAAAAGAUUGUUUUAAAGAAGUGGUAUACCAUUUUUAAGGAUCACAUAAAGCUACAAGAUUAUGAAAUUCACGAUGGCAUGAAUUUAGAACUUUACUAUCAAUAAUUAAUAAAUAAUUCGUGUUAGAUAUAAAUACAAUAAUAACAGUAAUUAUAAAUUUUUAUAUUUAAAUAUUUCAUGAUUUUGUAUCUUACAUAUUAUUAAAUUGUACAAUGUAUAUAGUAACUAUAUAAUAAAUAAACAUAGAUAGCAACAGCAAAAAUAAUAUCAUCUUGAUUGUUGCUGUUAAUAGAUUUAUAAAGCUUUAUAAAACUUGC